Phlebotomus papatasi is the source of this 2442-nucleotide messenger RNA. It is a transcript of the gene shd, whose product is annotated as ecdysone 20-monooxygenase. Gene Ontology annotation, molecular function: oxidoreductase activity, acting on paired donors, with incorporation or reduction of molecular oxygen; iron ion binding; heme binding. Lineage: Eukaryota; Metazoa; Arthropoda; Insecta; Diptera; Psychodidae. Bases 683 to 2266 code for a protein of 527 amino acids. The record is from RefSeq and is a predicted model, not a curated record. The transcript has 6 exons.
UUUAUUUGUUGUUUAUCCGGCGCUGCUCUCGGUGGUUGUUUUGCUUUUUUUUCUUUCUUCUUAGUCCAGAUCAGUAGCAUGUCUCAUGCGACGCGUCGCUUAGUGCAUCCAACUUCCAUCACCCGCGACGAUCACUUCGACAGUUAUCCAUUCUGCAUUUUGCUCUGCACUCGAUCACCGUGUUAAGCUCCCAUUCUCGAUAACUAGACCGUAUGUUGGUAUCGGACUCUUGCACUCUCUCUCACUCUGUUUGCCAAUCCUUUGGAUGGUGAAUGUGGAAGUGAGACAAUUAGCCAUCAUCCAUCGUCGUCUCGCUGCACUGAUUGCCAAUCCCGACGCACUCCCGCGUGUCAUCCAUUGCAGCCAAGAGAGCUGCCGCGGUACGAUCGCACAAUCUCGCUGGUCAAGUGUUCAGUGUGAACGCGAUGCUGCCGGCGAUCGCUCACCAUUCCCACUGUGCUCUCCAGCUGCCGGGAGACAUCACUAAUUUGUCUCACAUCCGCCACACGACCAAUUCGCACUUUCACUGACGAUCGCGAGUGAUCCUCCCCGCGUGUGAUCGUGCAGGUGCUUACGAAAUUGUGAUCGCACCGCAUCUUCCGCCAAAAAUUUGUUAUUUCCGCCGCCAGUUUUUGAAGCAACAAAAAGUGCCAACGUGCAUUUUGUCAUCCAUCCACCUCCAAUGACUUCAGUGACUUCCUCCAAACCUCUAGUAACAGAAAUGUCUGUAACCUUGAUCCUCAUCUAUAUUGUGGCAGCAUUUGUACUCUGUUUAUUCUUCCGUAACAACCUCCUGCAUGCUAUCAUCAAAUACAAACAACUUGAAACGUCUCAGGUGACGAACGAUAAGGAUAUCUACAACAUUCCAGGACCCACAAGAUUUCCAAUUGUGGGCACAAAAUGGAUUUACUUUUGGCAUUACAAACUGAACCAAUUGCACAGCGUCUACAAAGAUCUCAACCGCCGAUACGGACGGAUAGUCCUCGAGGUUGGAGAUGGUAUCCCAGUAGUUCAUCUCUUUGCUAAGCAAGACAUCGAAAAAGUCCUCAAAUACCCCAGCAAAUAUCCCUUCCGUCCACCCUCGGAGAUUUUUGUCUACCACCGUAAAGCGCGGGCGGACCGUUAUUCAUCCUGCGGGAUAGUUAAUGAACAAGGAGAAACAUGGCACAAGCUCCGUUGCGGACUGACGCCCAACUUGACCUCUCCAAGGAUUCUUAUUGGAUUCCUGCCAAUUCUCAAUGAAAUAUGCGACGACUUUAUUGAGCUGAUUAAGAUCAAGCGAAAUGAGGACAACAUCAUAGUGAAUUUUCAGGAAUUGGUCAAUGCAUUGGGUCUAGAGGCGCUCUGUGCCCUCCUUCUGGGUCGUCGGAUGGGCUUUCUGGCGGAAAAUCCCUCCGAUCAGGUGAAAAAUCUUGCCAGCGCUGUAAAGGCGCUGUUUAUAACUCAGAGAGAUUCCUUCUUUGGGACAGGGUUGUGGAAGUACCUACCAACAAAGACAUGGAGGGACUUUGUGAGGAGCGAAGAUACCAUUUACGAAACAAUAUCUUCAAUAGUGGACAAAGCGCUUGAUGAUGAAAAGCGCGAAUACAAUGAUUUGGAUGUGAGGAACAUUUUCUACAGCAUCCUCUCAACACCCGAAUUGGAUGUGAAGGAUAAGAAGUCUGGGAUCAUUGACCUCAUGACGGCCGGAGUGGAAACCCUUGCCCAUACUCUUGCCUUCCUGCUGCAGCAUCUCUCCCAGAACUCAACCAGUCAAUUGCAGAUUGCCGAUGAAUUCCGCAACUGCCCACAAAUCCUAACAAUGGACAAUCUCGCCGAAGCGAUGUACACUAAAGCCUGCAUACAGGAAUCUUAUCGACUGUCACCCACCACAUUUGCGAUAGCCCGAGUCAUCGAGGACACAAGUGUAUCCUUGUCUGGGUAUAACCUACGCGCCGGAACCUUUGUCCUCUGCCACACCAUGAUCGCCUGCCAUUCCGAGGAGAACUUCAGGUAUGCCAAUCAUUUCCUGCCCGAACGAUGGAUCACAGCAGGAAAGGACAAUUCACGCUUCAAUUUGCGACAUUCACCCAAUCUCGUCCUGCCCUUCGGCAUCGGACGGAGAUCAUGUCCGGGAAAACGUUUUGUCGACAUGGAGCUCACUCUACUCAUUGCAAAGAUCAUUAGAUCCUUUCAAGUGGAAUACUGCAGUGAAUUUGACGCUACAUUUGAGUUUCUUCUUGCACCAAAGACUCCUGUCAAUAUUCGUUUCUGCGAUAGACGUUAAAAUUCCUAUGCUGUAAAAUGCCUUGCAAUAUCAUAUUUCAUACUCAAUCAGCAACAGAAAACAUUAAACAAACAAAAAAUCUGUAUAAAAAAAAACGAGCGAAAGGAAGAAAAAAUGUCAAUAUUUUGUAGUGAUGUAAUGCAUUUUUUAAAAUAUAUAUUUUAUAGUAAAUUUAA